Molecule: messenger RNA, 669 nt
Organism: Saccostrea cuccullata (small rock oyster)
Lineage: Eukaryota; Metazoa; Mollusca; Bivalvia; Ostreida; Ostreidae
Exons: 5
Coding region: 118-594 (158 amino acids)
Source: RefSeq, a predicted model, not a curated record
AAAGCGCACCUUGCGUUUCUUGUUAUCUCCUCUAAUUAUGAGUCAUAGUAUAACCAUCUACUUAGUGACGUGCGUAUAAAGCCAAUCCAUUAACACAAAGUCUUGGUAAAAAAGUAAAUGAUGCAAUCUCUUCUUGUAUUUGUCAUAUCAGUUGCAUCAAUAAAAACACUGCAUGGAAGCAAUGGAGUUAUGUAUCCAUCGUCAUUGUCAACGCUUAAUGAAGUUCCCAAUUGUCCUAGAAAUCAACAUGAUUGGGAAAAAGCUGCAGCCAGAAAGGAUUGCAACCAAAUUAGUAAAAGUGACAACAAGCCCUUUGUUUAUCACUGUUUAAUAAAUGAAUGGGCAAAUGCUACAGUUGAAGUAUGUGCUCCAACAUGGUUUGUCUCAGGAUUCUGUGCAAUGUACAGUUCUUCCGAUGCAAGAGUUAUUGACAACUUUAACUACGACUGCACCCAUUACACCCCUCCUUGUCCACAACGAUACAUUUCAUCAGAGGCUUACAAAUAUGGCGUUUGCUAUGACAUUGCGCGACCUACUACAACACAAUUCACAACACAAAUCAACGUUACACAAAAGAGCUUAACAGAAAGGUAAUGGCUUCUGCUGAAAAAUAUUUGUUUGUUUACUUGUUGUUUUAUGUCAUUCUUGAGAAUUCUCCACUCAUAUGGA